Molecule: messenger RNA, 1650 nt
Organism: Penicillium maclennaniae
Lineage: Eukaryota; Fungi; Ascomycota; Eurotiomycetes; Eurotiales; Aspergillaceae
Product: cytochrome P450
Exons: 4
Coding region: 1-1650 (549 amino acids)
Molecular function (GO): oxidoreductase activity, acting on paired donors, with incorporation or reduction of molecular oxygen; iron ion binding; heme binding
Source: RefSeq, a predicted model, not a curated record
AUGGCGGUCGGCGACAGUCUACCGGCCCUGUUGGCCUUUUCUCUCUUGGAAGCAUACUUCCUCCAGCGCACCGUCUUUGCCGAUGAGUCUUUUCGCACGGUGGUAUUAGGCGCCUUGGGUGUGAAUUUGGUGCUCAAGGGCAUCUACAAUGGGAUAAUAUGGCCCCUGUUCAUGAAUCCACUGCGCCAUCUUCCCACUAUCCCAGGCUAUAUGAACCAUGCCAAAAUCAUCUUUGAUUCCCCGCGUGGUCGCUCACCGUUGCACUGGAUGAAGACCAUCCCUAAUGAUGGUCUUAUUCAUAUGCGCGAUAUGAUCAGUCAGAGUUACCUGAUCCCAACGAAUCACCAGGCCCUAUUAGACAUCAUGAGUACCAACACUUACGACUUCGAGAAGCCCUGGCGUGCGCGCAAUUUCCUCGCUCGGAUUCUAGGGUUCGGUUUGAUUUUGUCUGAGGGUCCCGCGCACAAGAGGCAGCGGAAGGCUCUCACGCCCGCGUUCAAUAUCAAAAACAUCCGCGCUAUGUACUCUUUGAUGUGGGACAAGACUAAUCAGCUCUUGGUGGAGAUGGAGAAGGAGCUAAAGUUGAACCCGAUGGAAGGUACUAAUCCCAAAGAUGGUGUUGGCAAGUUAGAAAUGGGAGUCUGGGGAAGUCGUCUGACUCUCGAUAUCAUCGGUCCAGCUGCUAUGGGUCGAGACUUCCGGUCUCUGCAAAAUCUUGAUAACAGAGUCGCUGAAAGCUUCCUCAACAUCCUCGAACCUACCACCGAGAAAAUGGCUUUCUUGGCGAUGAAUUUCACCUUGCCGCAGUGGAUCGCCCAGCGAGUUCCAUGGCGUUUGAACCAGGUUGUAGCUAACGAGACCGGUUUCCUGCGUAAUCUCUGUACAGACAUUGUCAUUGAAAAGCGGAAGUUCUUGGCCGAUUCCAAGGCGUCUGCCAAGGAUCUCGAAGCUGAUAUUCUCGGCACGAUGAUGCUGGGUGGUGAUUUCUCCGAUACCGAGCUAGUGGAUCAGAUGUUGACUUUCCUGGCUGCCGGACACGAAACCACCGCAAGUGCCCUAACCUGGGCAUGUUAUCUCAUGACCCUUCACCCCGAGUGCCAAGAGAGGCUUCGCGCCGAGAUUCGCUCAAAGAUCCCAACCGCCGAGAGUUCAAUCACAUACAGCGAUCUCGAAUCGCUCCCUUUACUAAACGGCGUCUGCCAAGAGGUUCUCCGCCUGUAUCCAACUGUGCCCGCCACGAUCCGUGAAGCCGUGCGGGACACAACAAUCGCAGGCAAGCACGUGCCCAAAGGGACUCGUCUCAUUCUCUGUCCCUACGCCAUCAACCGUUGCCCGUUAUUCUGGGGCGACAAUGGCGAGGAAUUUCUUCCUGAGCGCUGGAUCGACACAGACAAGAAUGGAAACCUGGUUCCUAACAAGAACGGUGGAGCGUCGACUAACUUUGCGGAGAUUACUUUCCUGCAUGGUCAGAGGUCUUGUAUUGGAAAGGACUUUGCUAGAGCAGAGUUACGGUGUGCGGUUGCAGGUGUUGUUGGACGCUUUGCACUGGAGAUGCAGGAUCCUAAGCAGGAGAUUCAUAUUGCUGGGGCGGUUACUACUAAACCCGUCGAGGGAAUGCAUUUGAGGAUGCGUCGUGUUGAGGGGUGGUAG